AUGUAUCCAAUGAGCGUUGCAGCAGGACAGUCUGGCCAAGUUCAGACCUUGGAUGGUGCAAACGUUCAGGUCUGGCCCGAUGCCGAUGCGCCCGAGUCUCAGUGGCGCAUCGCGGAGAUUUCCAAUGGCAUUUUCACACUUGAGAGUGCGCUGUCGGUCGGUAUGCUCUUGAGCGUGGCUGGAGGGCAGACCAACAAUGGCGCAAACGUCCAGCUGGGGUCUGCCCCUGACGCUCACAGUUCGCAGUGGCGAAUCUUGGAGACCGAUGGAAUAUAUUUGGCCGAGGGCGCGAAUGCAGCAGGGUUGUUCUUGAAUGUCAAGGGCGGCGCUGCCGUUGCUGGCACAAACGUCCACUUAUGGGGCGAUCAGUCACAAGCCUCGCAAUGGCGUGCUACCCUUGCCAAGGCCAGCACGAUUCGGAACGAGGGCGCCGAUUGCUGGAACAAGUGUGGGUCGCCUGGCAAGACUGGCUAUUGUGACUUCUGCGGGACGGGCAACGCUUGCUGCAGAAAAGGACACCGGCCAGAUCCUGAGGAGUGCGGGCGAGCGCUGGCGUUCCGGACAAGCCACCACGAGUGCGUGGAGUUGAAGGUGUUGCAUUCCAGCGAGGAUUGUUGGGGCAGGGCGGACAACGAUCAGCCCUCGGGCCUCGCGGAGUGGUGCGGGAAGGGCAACGCCUGUUGCAAGAGGAACUUCGCCAACGACCCAGAAGUCUGCAGGAGGGCGUUCGGGUUCACGACCAGUCACCACGAGUGCGUGAGGCUGACGCCCGAGGUCACUCCUGCGCCGCCGCCGCCCAAGCAGGAGGCGGAGGCCGAGGCGGAGGCCAAGGCCAAGGAAGUGGCCGCCGCAAAGGCAGAGGCAGAAGCCGAGGCCAAGGCCAGGCAAGAGGCCGAGGCCAAGGCCAAGGCUGAGGCAGAAGCCGAGGCCAAGGCCAAGCAAGAGGCCGAGGCCAAGGCCAAGGCCGAGGCAGAAGCCAAGGCCGAGGCAGAAGCCAAGGACAAGGUCGAGCAGGAUGUGGAGGCCAAGGCAAGGGCAGAGGCCGAGGCCCGGGCCAAGCAGGAGACGGAGGUCAAGUCCACGGCAGGGGCGGAGGCCGAGGUCGUCGAACCCUCGCGGCAGGAGGAGCCAAGCCCCUCGGUUCCGCUGGCCGACGGCGCGGAUGCCUUGGAGGGCUCGCAGGCUGGACGAGGUGCUGUGGUCAUCGUCAUGGUCUGGACGGUGGCCUUCUUCGGGGUAUGGUUUGUGCUGGUGCCGAAGACGCGCGUCGCCCUCUCGCAGAGUCGGCAGCGCAAGUACGAGGACCAAACAGCGAAUAAGAAGAUGCAAGGCGACCUGAGCCCACGCAGGAGGCGUGGCCCGGCCGACGAGGACAGGCAGCGCAAAGAGCUGAAGGCCAAGGCCGAGAAGUUGGAGUUUUUCUCGUUCGAGGACGGGUCGAGAAGCCCGGUGUGA
This is a messenger RNA of Prorocentrum cordatum, 1455 nucleotides long. Lineage: Eukaryota; Dinophyceae; Prorocentrales; Prorocentraceae. The record is from the annotation of a GenBank genome assembly.